AUGACAAGUGCAAGCGAUUUAAAUAUUAACAAAGAAACUUCUACAAAUGAAGAAGGAAAAACAACGAUAGAAGAAACAAAAGAAAAAUCGCCAACUAAAAUUAAUACAAAAAAUGAAGAAGAAACAGCUGUUGUUAUUUCUUCUGGAGAAGCAAAUGUAUCAAAAGAAGACAAACAAAAGAAUAUUGAAAAGACCGAAAAUGAUGAUGAAAGAGAAAAACAUGAUGCUUCAUCUAAAUCAGAAAGUGAAAUGAAAGAAAAUGAACUUGAUGCGCCGCCACUUUUUGAACAACCAAUUAUUCUUAAUGGAAAACGUUCAAGAAAACCAACAUUACGUCUCGAAAUAUCUGAAUCAAUACCAACAAAAAAAGAAUUACCUAUUCCUCAGACUCGAAUGAGUUUUGCAUAUCCUGAACAACUUUCAGGCCGUUCACUUGUUGCUACAAAGAUACUGCACGGCAAUGGUAAACCAUUAGGUGAAAUCGAAUAUAUUAAUUAUCAAAUAACUCAUGGUUCAACUGAUGCUUUAUCUCGAAUGCGUAGUAUUUGUUUUGGUCGACGAGGAAAUAAAGCAAAUAUUCGAAAAAAUCUUCGAGAAUUUAAAGGUUUUGAAUUUCAACGUAAUAGUGAUGAAUAUCAAAAGCAUUUAAAUAAUUUAAUAAAAUUAAAAAAAGAUCAAUUAAAAUCAAUUUCGAAUAUUCUUGGUUUACCAGCAACGGGUCGUAAUACUGAUCAUGCUGAACGAAUUUUAAAUUUUUUAAUGGAACCAAUUGAUGAAGGAAAACGUAUACCAGGAAAAAAAUCAACAAUACGUAGUAUGAAAAAACGCAGUACUAAUUCAAAAGAAUCUAUUGAUGAUGAUCAAGAAACAAAAAAUGAAAAAAUUGAAAAUAGUAAAAGUCAACAUGACUUAGAUUAUGUUUAUAAACCUGGAAAAAAAUCGUCAAAUAAACGUGCAUCUAAUCAUCAAAUGCCGACUAAUACUAAACGAAAAAAAAGUGCAUCUGCCAUAUCAGAAUCUAAAGAAAAUCAAGCAACGAAUAAUGUUGCGAAUGAACAUAAAAAUAAAGGUGAAGAAAUAGUAAAGUGUCAAAGCACAUUUUGUCUCAAAUGCCGUUAUCAGUGGCAUCCACAUCAACAUUGUUCUGACUUACUUACGCCAAAUGCAAUGGAAAUUGAAUCAAAUAUAAAACGUUGUCCAAGAUGUCGUUUUCCUUUAGAAUGGACUGCUGGUUGUGCACAAAUAAUGUGUAUUAAUUGUAACCAUAUGUUUUGUUGGUAUUGUUUAAAAUCUUUAGAUAAUGAUUUUUUCCUAUUACAUUACGAACGUGGUCCUUGUCGAAAUCGACUUGGUCAUUCUCGUGCAUCAUUAUUUCUUCAUCGCCUCAUAAUCAUUAGUUUAUUUAUUGUUUUUAUUAUACUUUUUAUUAUAUCUGCACCAUUACUUAUUUUAAUUGCACCUUUUCUUAUUUGUUAUCGAUAUAAACAAAUGAAAAAUUAUUUUAAUUAUUUGACUGAAUGGAGACAAAAUUUUCGACAACAAAAUACAUCAACAAUAGAUCGAUCAUUAUCAUCAGUUAAUAUAGAACAGCAACCAAUUACUCCUUCCCUUCCAUCGUUGAACAUCAAUAAAUGUAAUAACUCUGAUCCGAUGUAUGAUAUUUCAUCUGUUUAA
Rotaria sp. Silwood1 is the source of this 1674-nucleotide messenger RNA. Lineage: Eukaryota; Metazoa; Rotifera; Eurotatoria; Philodinida; Philodinidae. The record is from the annotation of a GenBank genome assembly.